Wyeomyia smithii (pitcher-plant mosquito) is the source of this 3148-nucleotide messenger RNA. Its product is annotated as regulator of G-protein signaling 7-like. The record is from RefSeq and is a predicted model, not a curated record. The transcript is spliced from 6 exons. The coding region runs from base 1083 to 2660 and encodes 525 amino acids. Gene Ontology annotation, biological process: intracellular signal transduction; regulation of G protein-coupled receptor signaling pathway; G protein-coupled receptor signaling pathway. NCBI's taxonomy places the organism in Eukaryota, Metazoa, Arthropoda, Insecta, Diptera, Culicidae.
GUUGACGGUUUGAUUUUGGUGAGUUCGAAUGUGUGAGCUGGAUCUGUACCGUACAUCAUCAGCCUGACCAGCUUCUUCGCUCAGCUCAAAAGCAGCCAGCCCGCCGCGGUUGGUAGUAGUAACGAGAAAAAAAAACAGAAAAACGAGCAUAGCAGUGGGUGGUGCUCGCCCUCUUUCGACCCCAUCGAUUGCGGGCGGGGGAUGGAUGCUCAAACGCUCAAAGUCGGCGGAAGACCGAAGAGGACUCGAGAGCACGAGAGACAAACUCCUCGUCGUCUCGUAUGCUAGCCAGCAGUUGGUGAAGAGAGGAAGUGCGUGCGAAAGCAACUUUAGCAAUUGAAUCGCAGCAGUGUGGUUAACUGUUUGGUCAAGUUUUUCCUCUUUUUACUUACUAUCGACUCGAUUUUUCAUCUAUCCACUUUCGGUCCUGAUCUGGCGGUGAUCUGCGAUAGUUUUUGAGUUUACGAGUUGAACGGACUAACAGUGAAAGUGGAACUAAAGCGACGCUGGAAGUUACAUUUGCCAGUGGAAUAUAAGUGAUCUCUAAUUGAAUGAUUCGCUGAUAAAUAGUACUAACCUAACAAAAAGUGCUGUCGAGAUUUUCCGUCGAUUUUCACACUUCGUCCUUGUCUAAAGAUUUUAAAACUGUUUUAGUUUGUUAUGUCCUAAGAUUCGUAACAAUGAUAAUGUUGGAGCGAUUGGUGGCAAACUAUUAGUCGAAAAUGUCGUGCUGAUUUUCCACCAAACGUGAGAUCGAAAAAAUGGACUCGGAUUUUCCAUGAUAGAUGUGUAGCAGCAGCAGCAGCAGCACCCACACCAUUCUCGGAGGGAGAGCGGAUGUUUAGAAAAACGACAAUCUGGGAGUGAAAACAUUAUCAAGGGCGACAUGGCGAGCAGUGUUUCAGUGCCAAUCGUAUAAGUUGCCAAAAAGUUGGUCACACAUCAUCGUCGAAAGCAGACUGGAACGGCAGCAUCGAUUGGGCAUGUGCUGGAGCAGGUGGAAAAGUGCAAUUGGGAAAAUAUUACACCGCCAGUAAGUGCAAUCAUCAUAUUCGAAAGUCGUGCCGCGCGACCGGAAAACGAUGGUAACGAUGACCACGGAGAUCGAUAAAGACAAGGCGCUAUCCCUAAGCGCGACGAAGAAAAUUGCAUCAGUGGAGAAAGACAAAGAAAGGGAAAAAGAUCGCGAUAAGGAGAGGGAUAAAGACAAAGAUAGGAAUGCGAUAAGUAUCACCAGCGCGAACAACUGCAGGGCCGAUAUCAGUGGGACGAGCUCCGGAAGUGGUUUUCCCAGUGGAAAUCGAGCCAGUCAAUCCCGUAGCUCGCAUGGAGCUAUGAAUCAGGAUGCACCUAACAUUUUAGUAUAUAAAAAGAUGGAGGCAAUCGUCGAGCGCAUGCAAAAUGAAGAGGGAGGCGUUUCGGUGCGCACCAUCAAAGCUUUCAUGAGCAAAGUACCGUCCGUAUUUACUGGAGCCGACCUGAUUGCGUGGAUCAUGAAGAAUCUCUGCAUCGAAGAUGUGGCCGAAGCAUUACAUAUAGCGCAUCUGCUGGCAUCUCAUGGGUAUUUGUUUCCCAUCGAUGACCACCAACUGACGGUAAAGAACGAUGGAACCUUCUACCGCUUCCAGACGCCCUACUUUUGGCCCUCGAACUGUUGGGAACCGGAAAACACCGACUAUGCGGUGUACCUUUGCAAGCGUACGAUGCAGAACAAAACUCGCCUGGAACUGGCAGACUACGAAGCGGAAAAUUUGGCCAAACUGCAGAAAAUGUUCUCCCGGAAGUGGGAAUUCAUUUUCAUGCAAGCGGAAGCACAAAGCAAGGUGGAUAAAAAACGUGAUAAGUUGGAACGAAAGGUGCUUGACUCACAGGAACGAGCAUUCUGGGAUGUGCAUCGCCCCAUGCCAGGUUGCGUCAACACAACUGAAGUCGAUAUUAAGAAGGCAUACCGCCGGGGUGCGUCCACCCAUGGUUCCGGAUCAUCUGGCGCGGCCGUCAAUAGCAAUCCAAUUGAGCAACUCACUAGACAAAUUAAGCUGCUAAAACUCAAGCUAGAACGUAGAACUAUUAAGAUCUCCAAAGUAGCCGAAUCUUACAUUUCAUAUUUUGAACAGUAUCAUGAAUACGAUUAUUUUCUCACAACGCCUGAUCAGCCAAAUCCAUGGAUCACCGACAAUAUUGAGAUGUGGGAUGCUGAUCGAACUGCCAAAGACGUUUCCCUAAAGCGCGUCAAGCGAUGGGGCUUCAGCCUACGAGAGCUUCUGAUCGAUCCGGUUGGAAGGGAACAGUUUUCGAAAUUUUUGGAUAAAGAGUUUAGCGGAGAGAAUUUAAAGUUUUGGGAAUCAGUUCAGAGCAUGAAAGCCCAACCGCAGUCCAAGGUGAAAGAGGCGGCCCAUGCCAUCUAUCUGGAGUUUUUGGCUCCGGAAGCGCCCUGUCCGGUGAACGUUGACUCGAAGUCCAUGGAGUUGGCCCGGGAAGCGGUUAGCAGCUCGGCCCCGCCGAAUCGGUGGUGCUUCGACGUUGCAGCAGCGCAUGUGUAUCAUUUGAUGAAAAGUGACUCAUAUUCACGAUACUUGCGAUCCGAUAUGUACAAGGAAUAUUUGAGCGGGUCCAAGAAAAAGGUUAAAUCAAUACCGAACUUGUUCGGUGUUAAGCGUUAGGCGUUUUCGGGUGUGACAUGUUGGAACAAGAACAGAGCACCAGUUAUGACGAAUGAUAAACAGAGCGUUUUAGCCAGGUUUUACCAAACACAUGAUCAUUCAUUCUGCUCGAAUAGUCACCAAGCAGCGAUGACAUUAUGCCAUAUGGGUAGAAGUACUUUGCUCAUCCUGUGUUAUUAUUGCGGGGAAAGUAAAGAGAUAGUUAUUCGUAUGAGCAAUUGUGUAAAAUCAAAAACCAAACCAAGGAACAUAAGGAAUUGUUAAAUAUAUACUACUACGUUAGAAAGAUUCGCCGAAGCUUGCUCCGGAAUACUGCAUGUGUAUUACAAUUUAUCUAAUAAUAUAUUUAAAAGAAAACAAAAAAGGAAACCCAUAAACAAGCCGAAAAAAACUGCGCGAUAACUGCGAAAAUAGAUCCAAUGAAUUUUAGGUAUAUUAUUAAGAAUCCGAAGAUAUAUACUAUAUAGAUGACAAAUUGUCAAUAGAAA